AAUAAUGUUUAAUAGAUGUUUUAAUUGUUUUGGUGGUGAACAAAAACUAGAAAUCAGUGGUCAGAUCAAGAACAGGGAUUAUCCAUGGGAUAUUUACACAUUAAAAGAGCUCGUUAACGCUACAAACAAUUUCCAUAAUGAUAACAAGAUUGGUGAAGGAGGGUUUGGAAGUGUUUAUUGGGGCCGAACAAGUAAAGGCAUCGAGAUAGCAGUUAAAAGGCUAAAGGCAAUGAGUGCAAAAGCAGAAAUGGAAUUUGCAAUAGAAGUUGAGAUACUUGGAAGGGUGAGACAUAAAAAUUUAUUAGGUCUAAGAGGAUUUUAUGCUGGUGAAGAUGAAAGGCUUAUUGUUUAUGAUUAUAUGCCUAAUCAUAGCUUAAUCACUCAUCUCCAUGGCACACUUUCUGCUGAUUGUCUUCUUGAUUGGCCACGAAGAAUGAAAAUUGCUAUUGGAUCUGCUGAUGGAUUAUGUUACUUGCACCAUGAAGCAAACCCUCAUAUCAUACAUAGAGAUAUCAAGGCAAGCAAUGUCCUCUUAGAUUCAAAUUUCCAAGCAAAAGUGGCAGAUUUUGGAUUUGCAAAGUUGAUACCUGAUGGUGUUACACAUCUAACAACAAGGGUUAAAGGAACCCUAGGCUACUUAGCGCCCGAAUACGCGAUGUGGGGGAAAGUCUCUGAGAGUUGUGAUGUCUAUAGUUUUGGAAUAUUACUUCUUGAAAUCAUAAGCGCUCGAAAACCCUUAGAAAAACUUGCUAAUGGUGUCAAACGUGACAUUGUGCAAUGGGCACUUCCAUAUAUACAAAAAGGUGAUUUUAAUCAUAUUGCUGACCCUAGGCUCAAAGGAAAGUUUAAUCUUCAACAAUUGAAGAAUACAAUAUUGAUUGCUAUCAAGUGUACUGAUGGAAAUCCUGAAAAUAGACCAAGUAUGUUACAAGUGGUGGAUUGGCUUAAUAAUAAUAUUGUGAUGGAAAAGAGGAAAAAAGAUAUCAAAAUAGUGAAGAAUAUUAGUACUAGUACUAAUUGUGUUGAUGAAAAUGAGAACAAUGACUAUGUUGGUGAUGAUUAUGACACAAACAAUGAAGGUUAUAUUAAGAGAAAAAAUUAAACUUCAUUCCUCAAUUUUGAA
Messenger RNA from Solanum pennellii, 1123 nucleotides. Its product is annotated as PTI1-like tyrosine-protein kinase At3g15890. Gene Ontology annotation, cellular component: plasma membrane. The coding region runs from base 5 to 1102 and encodes 365 amino acids. NCBI's taxonomy places the organism in Eukaryota, Viridiplantae, Streptophyta, Magnoliopsida, Solanales, Solanaceae. Gene Ontology annotation, molecular function: ATP binding; protein kinase activity. The transcript is spliced from 4 exons. Gene Ontology annotation, biological process: protein phosphorylation. The record is from RefSeq and is a predicted model, not a curated record.